Messenger RNA from Cyclocybe aegerita, 570 nucleotides. The record is from the annotation of a GenBank genome assembly. Lineage: Eukaryota; Fungi; Basidiomycota; Agaricomycetes; Agaricales; Hemipholiotaceae.
AUGACCCAGCCACAGGUUGCGCGCUUCCUCGUCGAGCUCCGCGACGCUCUGGGGAAGCUCGAGUCGCUCCCGAUGCCAACAAUCGCUGCUAUUGACGGUCCUGCGCUUGGAGGAGGCCUUGAGAUGAGUCUUGCGUGCGAUUUACGCGUCGCUGGCCAUGAUGUCACGAAAAUUGGGCUGCCUGAGACGAGCCUCGGUAUUAUCCCAGGUGCUGGAGGCACGCAACGUGCGACGAGGAUAUUGGGCCCGUCUAAAGCCAAAGAUCUUAUCUUCACUGCCCGGACCUUGACCGCUACAGAAGCACUGGAAUGGGGCCUCGUUAACUACGUCUCGUCUCCGGGGACAGCAGCUUUCGACCGCUCGCUCAAGCUGGCAGAGGCGAUUGCGAAGAAUGCCCCGCUCGCCCUUCGUGCGGCCAAGCAGGCAAUUUCGAGAUCCGAAGACCUUCCUCUCGAGACAGGUCUCGACUUCGAGCGGGCGUCGUAUGAAACCCUGUUGACUAGCAAGGAUCGCAAUGAAGCUCUCGAGGCCUUCCGGGAGAAACGCCGACCUCUCUUUACGGGAGAAUGA